This is a messenger RNA of Pterocles gutturalis (yellow-throated sandgrouse), 2747 nucleotides long. RefSeq names its product prostaglandin F2 receptor inhibitor (gene PTGFRN). NCBI's taxonomy places the organism in Eukaryota, Metazoa, Chordata, Aves, Pterocliformes, Pteroclidae. The record is from RefSeq and is a predicted model, not a curated record.
AUGGGGAAACUGAGCCAGAAGCCAGCUUUGCUUGUGCUCCUGUCCCUAGCUUUCUGCAGAGGUCGUGUUGUCAGAGUGCCCAAAGGUCCUCUUAUUCGAGUUGUUGGCACAGAGGUGGUGAUCCCUUGCAGCGUUAGUGACUACGAUGGACCCAGUGAACAGAACUUUGACUGGGAGUUCUCCCGGGAGACUGACUUCGUGCGGAUAGUGAGUACCUGGGAUUCUACAUUCACCUCUGAGGAGUACCGAAAACGUGUGGGCCACGGGGAUAUCAAACUGAGACGGAGCAGCAACGAUGCUGUGGAUCUUGUGAUUAGAAACAUCCAGCCAACUGACCAAGGGAGAUACAAGUGUUCCACGCCCAGCACUGAUGCCACUGUUCAGGGAAAUUAUGAUGCAGAGGUCCAAGUGAAAGUGAUUUCCGAUGGCUUAUCGGUGAGCGGUAAAAAUCUCAGGCUGUCUGAGGGUGACUCCUUCAAAUUGCACUGCUCAGCAAUUACCACCUCCCCGGAGCACACUCACCUGCAUGUGACUUGGCAGAUCAAAAGCGGAUCGCCUUGGCGGGACGUCCUGUCUUUGACUCAUGAGGCCAAAUUCCAGCCAGGUCCUGGCUAUGAAGAGCGCUACCAUAAUGGAGAUAUCCGCUUGGACACAGGAGCCAAUGACACAUAUCAGUUAUUGGUAUCCCAGGCCUCAUCAGUGGAUGCCGGUGCUUACAGGUGUCUUGUGAGCGAGUGGGUGAGAGGGGCAGAUAGCUCAUGGCAGAAGAUUCAGGAGAAGAGCGUGGAGAUUGCAACUGUAGCAAUCCAACCAACUGCUCUAGAUGUGGUCAUCUCAACAAGCAACGUGUCUGUGACUGAAAGAGACUCCCUGGAUCUUACAUGCAACAUCACAACAGACAGGAGUGGUGUUUUCCAAGCGGAGGUGAUAUGGUAUUUUUCUGCAUCACCUGAUGAUACCUUGACAGAUGCUCAGGUUUUGCUGAGCAUGGACCAUGAUUCUGUUGUCAGUGAUUCAACUCUCAUCAGCCUGAGCCAUGUAGAUAGGAACUCCUAUCGCCUGUUGGUGCGUGAUGUGGAUGUGGAAGACUCUGGCUAUUACUUCUGCCAAGCAGCUGUCUGGGUACCACUGCACGAUGGGAGCUGGCAUAAAGUGGUGGAGAGGACAUCUGCACCAGUCAGUGUGGUGGUGACAGCAUUAGAGCCAGACUAUGAGGUGUUUCUGAAUGCUUCUAAAACACCCAAGUUUUCAGAUGACCCCACAGAGCUCAAUUGCAGGAUCACAAAAGCACAGGACACCAAAGCAAACGUGCGCUUCACAGUUUCCUGGUACUACAGGCAGCGCCUGCGCAGUGACGAUGUGGUGACAGAGGAACUCCUGGCCACGAUGGAUGCAGACUGGACUCUGCUGCCUGGGGAAAGGAGCAGAGAGCGGACUCAGAAUGGGGAAAUAAUCUUCUCUAAAAAGGCUGUUGACACCUUCAGUUUACGAAUCCAGUGGACUAGAGAAGGUGACAGAGGGAAUUAUUUCUGUGUCAUCUCUGCGUGGAGUAGGCACCGCAACAACAGCUGGGUAAAGAGCAAAGAUGUGACUUCUGCAUCUGUCAGCAUUUUCUGGGCUACACAAGAUUACACGCUUACAGUGGAGGCAGUGAAAUUGAAGCCGUUCUUUGUAGCAGGCCACACCUUUGAAAUGACGUGCAAAGUGUCUUCAAAAAACAUCAAGACGCCACGCUACUCUGUCCUCAUUACAGCUGAGAAGCCACUAACAGAUCAGUCGAAUCCUAAUGGAACCACUCGCAUAAUCUCCUUGAACCAGGAUUCAGUAGUGCGGCUGGAAGACUGGACAGACCAGACUCGUGUGGAUGGUGUGGUUCUGGAGAAGGUCCAGGAGAAUGAGUUCCGCUACAGGAUGUAUCAGACCCAGAUUUCUGAUGCUGGGCUGUAUCGCUGUGUAGUGACUGCAUGGUCUCCAGGUGGUGGUGGCAUGUGGCGUGAAGCAGUGAAUGGCUUAUCCAACCCUAUCCAGAUAGACUUCCAGAUGUCAGGUCCUGUGUUUAACGUCUCGGUGCAUUCUGACAACCUGAUGAUUUACCAGGGUGAGCUGGCAGAUUUGCUGUGUAUCGUCACAACAGAAGGAAUGGCACUUGAGCCAGAUGAUAUGUCCUUUGAUGUCUCCUGGUUUGCUGUGCGCUCCUUUGCAUUGGACAGAGAGCCCGUCUUGCUGGCUUCGCUGGACAGGAGAGGGAUUGUCAUGCAGAGCAGAAGAAAUGGGAGCAGCGAUCUCAGCCUGGAGAGAAUCAGCCCCCUGGAAUUCCGGCUCCGCGUGCAUGGCUGUGAGGACCAUGACUUUGGGAACCACUACUGCGUAGUGACCCCAUGGGUGCGAUCCGCCACUGGCGUAUGGCAGCGGGAACCUGACAUCAAAGCCAAACCCAUUUUUCUAUCUGUGAAAAUGGAUGUUCUGAACGCUUUCAAGUAUCCCCUGUUGAUUGGCAUUGGUCUGGCCACUGUCAUUGGACUCUUAUCAUGCCUCAUUGGCUACUGCAGCUCCCGUUGGUGCUGCAAGAAGGAGGUGCAGGAAACAAGACGAGAGCGUCGCCGGCUAAUGUCGAUGGAGAUGGACUGAGCGUGGGAGCCAGAGACACUUGCAUUUUGGGAGAGACUUACAGGGCUCUUGGACUGUGCUGAGACACUCGCUUACAGCCCCAGACAAGACUGCAUUUCCUCUGAUUUCAGCCUGGACCU